Molecule: messenger RNA, 327 nt
Organism: Haemonchus placei
Lineage: Eukaryota; Metazoa; Nematoda; Chromadorea; Rhabditida; Trichostrongylidae
Source: the annotation of a GenBank genome assembly
AUGUCUCUGAACGUGGAACCAGCCGUAGGCAAUUUUCCAGCCACUGGAGGUAAUGCAACGCAUAACAUUAUUUCACUUGUCGAUGCGAGGCUCGCUUUCAAGGUGAAGUCAUCGAACAAUGAUCACUACCGCGUUCGACCAGUAUAUGGAUUUGUUGAUGGAAAGGCUACAACGAAGCUUGAAAUUGUUCGUCUCAGUGGACCUCCUAAGGAAGAUAAGUUAGUUAUCCAAUGGGCAGAGGUACCGCCUGAAGAAACCGAUCCACAAGCACCAUUCAAAGCAGGAGCUCAAGCAGGAGAAGUCAUCUUACCGCUCAAGGCGGAAUAG